AUGGUCAACGCACGUACUCUGCAGUACGUUGAUCAAAUGAUUAAACGUAUCGUCGAGUUUCGCACUCGUAGACGUGAUUUAGGUCAACAGAUUCUGGAUAUUAACUAUGAUGAGAUAACACGGCAACCGAUUGCUACUGUUCGUCGAAUCUAUGACCAUUUCGGCUUUCGCUGGUCAAACGAAUUCGAAAUAGCCAUGCAGAAUUGGCCUCGUGAUAAUCCGCAAGGUAAACAAGGUCGACAUACCUACAGUCUAGCUGAUAUUCAUCGUACGCAUGAUGAUAUCAAAGCGCAAUACAACGACUAUAUUAAGUUGUUCCAAAAAUAA
Adineta ricciae is the source of this 327-nucleotide messenger RNA. Lineage: Eukaryota; Metazoa; Rotifera; Eurotatoria; Adinetida; Adinetidae. The record is from the annotation of a GenBank genome assembly.